UUAGAUUUUUCGCAGAAAAACAUAUGAAAAAUAGAACAUUUAUUCCGGUGACUGGAACGGAACUCGAAAUAUCUUUUUAUUUCAUUCGAACCCGACUCGAACUUUGACCCGACCCGUUUCGAUCUCAGUUAGAUAUCAAUAAAUCUUUUUCUAAGAUAUCCUAUUUGUAUGUAUAAUUAGCAAACGAUAGGACAAGUUUUAUGGGAAGUAUUUGUCCGAUAAGAGAUUCUGUAAUAUUCAUAAAAUAUCUUACUGUAUGAGCUAAACAUUACGGGUCGCUGGUAAUAGUGAGGAGACGGAGGCAGUGCGAGAAAUACAACAAUGUCCGAAAGUUCUCUGUCUAUGUACAUAACUGAUGGGGUCCUCCACAGUGGGCAACCAUGCGGACAUUAGGUGAAAAAACGAAAAUGGACUGCGAAGGAGUCGUGGACGGCAAAUUUAAAUAGUAGAACAUAUACUUGGGCAAACGCUCUAUCUUUUUGCACUUGGAAGUUUUUUCUAGGUGUCAUAAUUAGCGAGAAAUGAGUGAAUCAAAUUUUUUCAAAACAGAGCGAUAAAGAUACAAAACUUUUUGUUGAAACAAAGUACGACGUUUGCAAAUUUUAUACAGUGCAAACCUAGACUUUCCACUCUAUCUACUCCUGAAAAAAAAAUUUUCUGGGACGCUUUAUAACCGAGAAAAAAAAUUUCUUUCUCUGCUAAGUGUUUUCCGAAGAGCAUACCUCAGUAUAGUAAGGUUCCACAAUUUUCACUGCUUCAAAUUUAACGAACUUUUUACAGAAGAUACAUCCACUGACGAUAUAUAGAUGCUGUUAGCGCAAACUAGCGCAAAUGCACUUGGGCUGAGUUAUAGGCUUUCCAGGUAAAAUCGGAUUAUUUCCUUUUGGAAAUACAUUUAUGCAACAAUAAUAUCAUAUUCGAAAUUAGUGUGAAAAACUGCAUCGAAUGAUAUAUAAUUUACAGCAGUUUAUUGGGAAAAAAUUGUAAGUUAUCGUGGAAGGCUAAAUUUAAGGCAGCACCGUGGUUUUUGAGGCCGAUGGUUUUUAUAUCGUUAGAAAACCGAUCUGGACGCCUGAAAAAUAAUUGUUUUAUAGGUUUCCGAGUACGGCUGGUUCAAUGGACUUAUUUAAAAAAUUCUAAACUGGUUUUGCAAAGGUUUUCUCGAAGCUCUGGAAAACCCUUAAAACAUGAAUUUUGAGCUUUUUAAGUGACUCCAUUAGGAAGAGCACACUUGACAACCUACAAAAACAUAUCUGAGAGAUCUUUCCAGCGCUUUAAAAUCCAAUACCCACAUGCCUAGCUAAAAUUGCCCACUGUGCCCUGUGCGCAUAUUCCAAUACAAGUAUGCUUUUAAAAUAUAUACUCUUUUGAAAAUAAAUUUUCACAAGAGUGAAAUAUCUGAUUGCCUAAUUAUAUCACAGGGCACGUCACAGUAUGGUUUUAUAAAGAAAACUUUUCCAGGGGCAGAUUUUCCAAGGGGGAAAAGGCGAUUUCAGGAGCUUUUCGGAGCCUUUGAAAUCCUUUUCGAAGCUUAAAAUGCUUAGUAUCUGAUGCAGAGCUAUACUCUCCGAUGCUUUCCGAUGGUGGGAGAUGUUCUCCAAUGCUAAGAAAGAAAAAAGUCGUAUUUUCCCCCUUGAGAUUUUUACUAAAAAGCUUUGGUCUAACUAACAUGUCAUCCAUUUCUAUACAGAUAUAUCAGACCGCACUUUGACUCCUACUAUUUAAUCAUUGUAAGAAUAAAAAUAUGUGAUAUUUUAGUGUUUUGAUCAACUAUCACAACAGUCUAUUGGAUAUUAUCGAACAAGAAUAUAGUAGCGAGAGUGUUGUAUUAAAAAAUUUGGUGAAUGAUAUAACACAUAAGCAAGUGUCGAUCAUACAGAUAGCUGGUGACAGUACUGGUGUUAUAUCAUUAAGUGAUCAAGAUUGUAAAUGGAUAGAACAAAUUGCUCAAGCCAGUUUAUUAUCGAAUGAUGAAUAUUUUCAAAAAAGUAAUUCACCGUUAAAUUUUGAUUUUAUUUAUGUACAAUCAUACAUUCUACGAAAUUAUUUAUUAUUAUCACACAUUAACUAUCAUCACAUUCAUGCAAAAUAUCAAUGUCGCAUACGACAACAGACGAAUAUAACAACUUCAUCACUACUUGUGGGGGAAAAUUUUAAUCUACCAAUGGAUGAAAACGAUUGGAUUUAUUUGAAUGAUAUGACAGCCGAUAAACUGUAUAAUAGUCUAUCAACAAUAAGACGAUUAUCAUUGAUUCUCAAAGAUCAAUUAAAUCAGAAUCAUAAUGAUAUUGAUUUAUCAAAAACUGAUUUGAAUGAGUUUGUUCAACGAUACACAUCAUUGGAAGAACAAGAACAAUUUGAAGAAUGUCAAAUUAAAAAUUUUCAAUUAUGUCAUAUUGACUUCGUCCACGAGUUGUAUAUAAAAGCUCUUCAUGGUUAUGAACAUUUAUUUGUUUAUUUGCCACCGUUGUUACGUGUUCCGCUGCCGACUGAAAUACAACAUUCAUUGUCAGAUAUAUUGGAUACUGCUGAAUAUGAAACAAUACAUAAAGUGAAAUCGACCAUACAAACAAUAACAGAGUUAUUAAAUGAUUUGAAAAACAUCGAACCAGCACUGUUUCAGCAAUCAACAAGACCUUUGACUGAAGUGUGUCAACAUAUGGGAAUUGAAUCGCCAAUAUUAACACUGUUAUUUAAUGAAAUUAAAUGUGAGAAUUAUUUGUAUGUUAUUAUAUCUAUUAUAAAGCAUCGAUCGAAGUUACAACAACUAACAAUUGAUUUUGAAGAAAAAUAA
Didymodactylos carnosus is the source of this 2794-nucleotide messenger RNA. Lineage: Eukaryota; Metazoa; Rotifera; Eurotatoria; Philodinida; Philodinidae. The record is from the annotation of a GenBank genome assembly.